AGUGAGUCAGUACAUGAGAUGGAAGAAGAGCUGUAAGAAGUUUUCUCUUCUCACUGCAUAGAGUGUAUGACCCGGGGAAAUAGAGCACCGCACAUGUGAUGAGAACGGCUCCUCUCCUUUCUGAGGCUCAUUUCCACACCAUUUCAUUUGUUGCCAUUAACCAGCAGCUGAUGUCCUUGGGAUGUGAGAUGAUGACUGUUGUUGGCAGGCUACAGACCUAUGAUGAGCAAUACUAAAGGAGAACUUCAGAAGGAAAGUGGGAAGGAGUGAUCUGGUUGGCAGGUACUAGGCAGGUGCUUCCCAUCUCUCUGUACCCACCAGCCUGCAUUACCCAAUGGAAGUGUAGAUUUGAAAUGAUUUCCUUGGGCUUGUCUUCAGAGCAUCAGUAAUAUCUGCUAUAGGUGGACUACUUGGACCCUGCUCAUUUCCUGGCAGGGAGCAUGGAGAGGUCAGCUUUACCCAUUUCUUGGUCACUCUGGGUCUCCUGCUCCCUGCUCCUGUCCCUGGCACAAGGGACACUGGUUGAAAGCAGCAGAAGAGCCAACAUGGACAGUGGCUUCUUAUACAGGCGCUUGAAGAACCACGAGAAGAGGGAGAUGCAGAAGGAGAUCCUCUCCAUCCUUGGACUGCCACAUAGACCAAGACCGGUGCAUGGACUUAGUCCUGCCCAGCUGCACCAGCCUGGCAGACUCAACUCUGCUCCCCUCUUCAUGCUGGACCUAUAUAAUGCCAUGUCUGGUCAGGAACAGGGAAUGGACCUUAGAGACUGGUCACACAGAACAUACCCUCACAGCCAUCACAUGAAGGUCAAGAGCCUACUGAACAGUCCCCUGGCCAGUGCCCAGGACAGUGCAUUUCUCAAUGAUGCUGACAUGGUCAUGAGCUUCGUCAACCUGGUUGAAUAUGAUAAGGAGCUGUCACCCCGUCUAAGACAUCAUAAAGAAUUCAAGUUUAAUCUAUCACAGAUUCCAGAGGGAGAGGCAGUGACGGCGGCGGAAUUUCGUAUUUACAAGGACUGUGUCUUGGGCACCUAUGAAAACCAGACUUUUUUAAUCAGCGUUUAUCAAGUAUUAACAGAACACAAAAGCAGAGAAUCUGAUUUCUUCCUCCUGGAUACUCAGACAGUGUGGGCUUCUGAGGAAGGUUGGCUGGAAUUUGACAUCACUGCAACCAGCAACUUAUGGGUAAUGAAUCCACGGCGCAACCUUGGACUACAGCUUAGUGUAGAAACCAGAGACGGUCAGAAUGUAAACACAAGAGCUGCCGGUCUGGUUGGCAGGGAUGGCCCAUAUGACAAGCAACCAUUCAUGGUAGCUUUUUUCAAAGCAAGUGAGGUUCACUUGAGGACAGCAAGAUCUGCAACAGGCAAACGCAAGAACCAGAACCGCAAUCGCUAUUCUCAUUCACAAGAUGUAUCAAGAGUAUCCAGUGUAACAGAUUAUAACAGCAGUGACCUAAAAUCAGCAUGCCGAAAACAUGAACUCUAUGUCAGUUUUCAAGAUUUAGGAUGGCAGGACUGGAUCAUAGCUCCAAAAGGCUACGCGGCUAACUACUGUGGAGGAGAGUGCUCGUUCCCACUAAACGCCCAUAUGAAUGCCACAAACCAUGCCAUUGUGCAGACCCUGGUCCAUCUCAUGAAUCCAGACUACGUGCCAAAGCCGUGCUGCGCUCCAACCAAGCUAAACGCCAUCUCAGUGCUUUAUUUUGAUGAUAACUCAAAUGUUAUACUUAAGAAAUACAGGAACAUGGUGGUGAGAGCAUGUGGCUGCCAUUGAGGAGAGAGGGGAAAACAGUCCUACUAUAGUCAACCCUCAGAGGGGCCCCAGAGUCAAGUGAGGACCAUAGAAUAACAGCACAUUGCUAUUAAAGACUGAGACAAUCAGAAGGAAGCAUAGACAAUGCUUAUUUAUAAAGAGAUCAGUUUUGUAUAUUACACGUACUCACACUGCGCCGCCAAAGAGGGCCGUAUCAAUUCAGGAUGGAUAUAUGAAAUGAAAGAGAAUCGUUGGAAAUAAGAUUUUGAAAUUGUAUUUUAGUUAGCUUGGAUCAAGCUGUGUUUCAACAUAAAAUAAAUAAAUAAUAUAUACGAUCUGUAA
Molecule: messenger RNA, 2096 nt
Organism: Rana temporaria (common frog)
Lineage: Eukaryota; Metazoa; Chordata; Amphibia; Anura; Ranidae
Gene: BMP6
Product: bone morphogenetic protein 6
Exons: 7
Coding region: 441-1775 (444 amino acids)
Biological process (GO): SMAD protein signal transduction
Cellular component (GO): extracellular region
Molecular function (GO): growth factor activity; cytokine activity
Source: RefSeq, a predicted model, not a curated record